Molecule: messenger RNA, 792 nt
Organism: Micropterus salmoides (largemouth bass)
Lineage: Eukaryota; Metazoa; Chordata; Actinopteri; Centrarchiformes; Centrarchidae
Product: rho GTPase-activating protein 6-like
Exons: 4
Coding region: 343-792 (149 amino acids)
Source: RefSeq, a predicted model, not a curated record
GCAUCUGUCUUCACCAGAGUCCACGGAGCGCGCAGUAUGGAUCCGUUACGCAUUACGCACUAUGGUGUCCUUUCUGGCACAGAUGGUUUUCUGGCACGCGUUUCAGACAGUUGUAAAGACAUCAGCUCUUAAAAGCAGGCUCCUUGGUCACCUGUAGUAACAAAAAACGUCCAAGUCUUUAAUGCAGAGAAGGGAGAUACAAGUGAUUCGUGAAGACUUUUUUUUUCUACGCUCUGCUCCGACGCGCAUUCACACACUGUUUUGGACUUAUUUUCAGCAGGAUAUCAUUUGUUGCAUCUACAUUUUUGGGUGUUUACUAUAUGUGGAUACUUAUUCGGGACCAUGGGAGACUCCGUGUUCUUCGACAGGCAAAAUUCCUAUCUUGGUGAUUUCACGUGGAGCAGCCUGUCGGGGCGGAGCGUGCGUCUGAUGCCAGUUGCCAUCCAGAGCCUGUCGGAGCUGGAGAGGGCCAAGCUGCAAGACGUGGCCUACACCCGUUUACACCAGGACUAUGACCUGGGAUGUCAGAUAACUAUGCCAAAAGAUGGACAGAAGAGGAAAAAAUCGCUGAGGAGGAAGUUGGACUCUCUUGCAAAAGAGAAGAGUAAAGACAAAGAAUGGAUACCACAGGCCUUCAGUAUACCACUCUCCCAGGUCAUUGCUAAUGACAGAACUCACAGGCAGCGUCAGGACAGUUAUCGUCAGGACCCUCCACAACGCGAGGAACACAAGGACUCCUCUGACCUUGUGUCGUCCAUUUUUUACGGUCUGUCACUUUCUGAUAAUCUUUAA